Messenger RNA from Cryptomeria japonica (Japanese cedar), 1983 nucleotides. Its product is annotated as probable inorganic phosphate transporter 1-8. The transcript has a single exon. Gene Ontology annotation, biological process: transmembrane transport. The coding region runs from base 167 to 1723 and encodes 518 amino acids. Gene Ontology annotation, cellular component: membrane. Gene Ontology annotation, molecular function: transmembrane transporter activity. Lineage: Eukaryota; Viridiplantae; Streptophyta; Pinopsida; Cupressales; Cupressaceae. The record is from RefSeq and is a predicted model, not a curated record.
UUCAUGGAAACACCUUCGGUUGUGACGUCAACUCUAAUGGACUUCCUCACAACCACAAAUUUCACAAAAACCAGUAUUACAUAGAAAUAUCUGAGUACCAAGAGAACGGAACCAGGCAAUUCCAAAUUCACUGUAAUUUUGAGGCAAGGAUUGGAAGUCGUGAACAAUGCCUCUCAAGGUACUUUCUGCCCUCGACUCGGCGCGUACGCAGUUGUACCAUUUCACUGCAAUAUUUAUCUCAGGCAUGGGCUUUUUCACCGAUGCCUACGAUUUAUUCUGCAUCCCACCAGUUUGUAAUCUACUGGGAAGCAUCUACUAUGAAAAUAAGAUGCCCAUUCACGUCAAAGCCCUCGUCAAUGGAAUCGCUCUAUGCGGGGCAUUCGCAGGCCAACUCUUCUUCGGUUGGCUUGGAGACAGAAUGGGACGAAAGAGGGCCUACGGAUUUACCCUAACAUUGAUGGUGUCGAGUUCUAUUGCUUCUGGCUUCUCAAUUGGCAGAUCACCCGGAUGCGUAAUUGGGAGUUUAUGUUUCUUCAGGUUCUGGUUAGGGUUUGGUAUUGGCGGGGAUUAUCCUUUGUCUGCGACAAUCAUGGCCGAAUACGCAAAUACCAAGACCAGAGGAGCUUUCAUCGCUGCGGUAUUUGGGAUGCAAGGGCUUGGAAUUCUGGCGGCUAGUACUGUGGCUCUAAUUGUAUCGGCUAUCAUGAAGUCAGCAGGAGGCGAUAAGCCAUCAUUCGAGCAAAAGGAUGCGGUAUGGAGAAUAAUCUUAAUUCUGGGAGCCGUUCCUGCAGGUUUCACGUUUUACUGGCGAAUGAGAAUGCCCGAGACCGCCCGCUAUACCGCUUUGGUGGCAAGAGACGCAAGGCAAGCUGAACAGGAUAUGUCCAGAGUUCUUCAUCUGGAUAUUUAUGAAAUUGAUUCAUAUAUUCUAAGCACCCAAACUCGGCAACCACAGUUCGGAUUGUUUUCCAUGGCUUUCGUGAAGCGGCACGGGCUAGAGUUACUAGGCACGUCGUCCACUUGGUUCUUCGUGGAUAUGGCGUUCUACAGCGGCAAUCUGUUUCAGAACGAUAUAUAUCAUGAGGUUGUAGGGUUGAAGAAACAGUGCCAGUAUACACAUCCUUUGGAUGAAGUUUUUCGGACAGCAAAAGGGCAGGCGGUGAUUGCGUUGUGUGGAGCUCUGCCAGGAUACAUAUUUUCUAUUCUUCUAAUAGAUCGUAUUGGGAGGUUUAAAAUUCAGGCAAUUGGGUUUUUCUUUAUGUCAGUUUUCCUGUUCGCCCUGGCCAUUCCUUACAAAAGUUAUUGGCUUAAAGAGCCUCAUCGAUAUGGGUUUUUGGCUAUUUAUUGUCUGACAUUUUUCUUUGCAAAUUUUGGGCCCAAUACGACAACUUUCAUUGUGCCGGCGGAGUUGUUUCCUGCUCGAUUGCGAUCGACGUGCCAUGGUAUUUCUGCAGCCGCUGGUAAAGCAGGCGCCAUCAUUGGAGCAUUUGGGUUCUUGUAUGCCUCUCAACCCAGGCAUAAGGAGAAUCAUGGGCAUGAUAAUAAUUGCAGAAACUCUUAUCCAACGGGCAUAGGAGUGAAGAAUGCUUUGAUUAUUCUUGGAGUAGCAUGUUGCUUGGGGUUCGUUUGCACAUUUCUGAUACCUGAAACAAAGAAAAGAUCAUUGGAAGAAAAUGAGUUGGAACUUGCUAAGAUAGAUGCCGAUUCCUGCAGCAUACAGUAGCGAGAAAGGAUGCACGUGGCACAUUUUAUUCCAAGCUUCCUUCGUAGGAAUCAGUCUUCUAUAGAUUUCAAUCUAUUCUUGAAACGUAGGGAACCUAGGCCAUCCAAAUUAAGUUUGACUUGUCAAUAAUAGUGUUUUUUGCUUUUAACGCCGGAAUGAAUACCGUUUCUUUAGGAAUUCUAUCCGUCUUCAAUGUAUAUAUUGUUGUUACUCUUAUUGAGAACACCCUUGGAAAAGGUAGUAUUAAGUUCAAAAUUAAG